AUGCGAGAAUUCCUCAAAGAACUAUCGUUCCGGCGUCUUGUUGAUUCUCUCAAAUUAACACCGAAACAUCGUCUUCUCGAGUUCGGAGACAUUUGGGCGGAAAUAUUUCUCUGGUGUUUUAUGACUUCAAUUGUUGUGCAUUUAAUGGCAACUAUAAUUGCGGUUCGAUCCUUACGAAGUCAUAAGAUUGGACGAUGGUAUUCAGUAGUGAUUCUAUUGGCAGGAAUCAUCACUCCGAUUAUUCCAUCAGCUUUUACCAGCGCAUUACUUUCAGCGAUAUUCUACGCAGCUUCCGUGGAGAUUAAACCGUUCUUUUGUUUUUUACUUGGCGUGGGUCAAACUGGCAUUAUUCUUUUCUUUUCAUUUUUGAAAAUACUAUCCACAUUAUGA
Molecule: messenger RNA, 390 nt
Organism: Adineta ricciae
Lineage: Eukaryota; Metazoa; Rotifera; Eurotatoria; Adinetida; Adinetidae
Source: the annotation of a GenBank genome assembly